AUCCAACAUGGCUGCUCCCUUACAGACGUUUUCAGGCGAACUGCUUGUGUGAAGAAGCUGCAAACCAUGAAGGAUUUCAGCCACCAUGGAUGCAAAAGAAAUUGUCCACUGUGCUCUGCAGAUAGAAAGAGCCCACGCAGACAGAAGCUAUGAGAACAUCUUGACCCUCCUUGGUGACCUUGAUAAGUCGCACAUCACAGCAGAGCAGCUAGAAACAACGGACAUUGUUAAAGUACUCUACAGGCUCCUGAAGAGCUGCUCUGAUACCAGCGUGAAGAAGGCAGCGAAGAGCUUGUUGUCAAAUUGGAAGAGACGGUACAGCAAAGAUAGACAAGGUGUGAGACCUGAGCUCUGUCGCAUGGUUUCUCUAACAGACGAGGCCAGGGAUGGAGGAGUUUGCAAGCAGGGGGAUUCCCACACUGAUCCGGCACAGACAUGUGACAGUGCUGUGGAGAAUGUGAAGUGCGCAGCACAAGAAGCAUCUUCCUCAGUGGCAAGAGAUGGCCCCCAGACUCUUUCUUUGACUGCAGAAAGCACCUCUGCAUCCUCUAGUUUCUCAUCUGUAAGAUCCAAAUGUGUCCAGCUCCUUCUCACUGCCCUCUGCCCUGAACUUCCUGAUAAAGACAAGGCUGCAGAGCUGGCCACAGACAUCGAGCAGCACAUCCACGAGCUCCACAAAUCCAGCCAGGUCAAAUACAAAGCCUGUGUGAGGAGCAAGGUGGCCAACUUGAGGAACCCUAAACACGGGCAUCUAUGUCAGGGCCUCCUGAGCGGCUCGCUGUCACCCGAGGCCUUCGCCCGGAUGUCGACGGAGGAGAUGGCCAGCACAGAGCUCUGGCAGCUGAGGGAGGAGUACUCGUCCCGCGGUGUGAGCGAGAGGCAGCUUCCUCAAGGGAUAGAAGGGACGCGGACGCAGAAGAUAAGAUGCAAAAGAUGCGGGGAAUCAGACUGUAAGGUGACGCAGGUGUCCAGGGGGGCCCUUUUCUUGCCUGCCUGGGUGAGGCAGAGCGGGCCUGAUUCGGAUGCAAUGACCUUUGUGACCUGCAGCAAGUGUGGGCAGCAGUGGUACCACAGUGGCUGGGUCUGCCUCUGAAUCCAGACAGCAGAUUUUAUACAAUAUUCAUACUGGUGUAAAUAAACAAGUUGAUUGUAUGUCCCAUCUUUACUGAGCAACAGUUUUGUGUGAAAGGAAUUAAAAGCCUGUCCCAAAUACAGGCCUGUUGAUUUUAGUGAUUUAAGCAAAUAAUAGCCAUUAAUAGCUAUUAAUUAAACUUUUAUGGUAAUUAAUUAGUUAAUCACAGUAAAUUAAUCAGCAACAAUUUUGAUAAUGAAUGAAUCAUUUUUUAAGCUAAAUGAAUGCAAAUUUGCUUCUAUAUAAAAAUAUGAGGAUGUAUCAGAAUAUAUUAAAAUAUGAAAUUUCUUGCUUUACAAUUUUAAAAGCUGAAUUAGAUUUUUUUCUUCAGUUUUCACAAAUUCAGAUCCCAAAAUUUAAGUCAAUUUUUUUUUUUAAUCUAAAACUUGAAUUGUUGGAUCUCAAUUUGUAAACACUGAAAAAAUAGAUUAAAAUUCAGCUUUUUUAAAAUCGCAAAUCAAGAAAUUGUUUUUUCAGGUAAAAUAUUCCAGUGCUUUAAAUUCAGUGGCUGAAAACAAAAACAUAUUUUGUCUCUUAUCUGCUUCCAUAGUUUUCUUUGUUUUCUAUGAUAGUAAGCAGAACUUUUGGAUUUGGAAGGUGUAGGUUGGACAAAAUACCAUGUCUUAAGACACCAAAUUGUAUUCUGGAAAGCAGUUUUUAAAAAUUUCUGACAUUUUAUUGAUCAAACACAUGAGUGAUUAAUUGAGAAAGUAAUCAACAGAUUAAUUUUUAAAAAUAAAAUACUUGUUCGUUAAGCCCUG
Epinephelus fuscoguttatus (brown-marbled grouper) is the source of this 1893-nucleotide messenger RNA. Its product is annotated as transcription elongation factor A N-terminal and central domain-containing protein. The transcript has 2 exons. NCBI's taxonomy places the organism in Eukaryota, Metazoa, Chordata, Actinopteri, Perciformes, Serranidae. The record is from RefSeq and is a predicted model, not a curated record. Bases 86 to 1093 code for a protein of 335 amino acids. Gene Ontology annotation, biological process: DNA-templated transcription. Gene Ontology annotation, cellular component: nucleus.